AUGCAUUUCAGCCACCGCCAUCCCCUUUGUCCAACUCAUAUUCAAGAAGACGAUGAAAUCAUUUGCUCUGGUUGUGAGCUAACACUUUCAGCUGGUUUGGCUUAUAAAUGCUCCAAAACAAACUGCGAGUUUUACCUUGACGAAUUGUGCUUCGAAUUGCCUAGAGAUAUCCGACACAACUCCCAUCCUAAACACCCUCUUGUCCUCCUCUCUUCCCCUUGUCACGGUUUCACUUGCAGUGCCUGUGGUGAUUCUUGCACUGCUUUUUUCAACUACCAUUGCCAGACUUGCGAAUUCGGUGCUCAUGUUGAAUGCGCAGCUUUGCCUGAAAUGGUGAAAAUUGAAGGCCAUGAACAUCCCCUUACUCUCAUUUGUUCAUUGGUUGAUCAAAAGAUCAAUGCUCAUAAACAAGACAAGGAAUUUAUCUGUAAUGUCUGUGAUGGUGAUUUUCCUGAUGGUUGCUGGGUAUAUUACUGUAAAGUUUGUCAAUGUGCUGCUACCCAUCUGGAUUGUGCCAUUGCCCGAGCUGAAGAUCAUGAACCACACCUACAAUGA
This is a messenger RNA of Ziziphus jujuba (common jujube), 555 nucleotides long. RefSeq names its product protein VACUOLELESS GAMETOPHYTES. The transcript has a single exon. Lineage: Eukaryota; Viridiplantae; Streptophyta; Magnoliopsida; Rosales; Rhamnaceae. The record is from RefSeq and is a predicted model, not a curated record. The coding region runs from base 1 to 555 and encodes 184 amino acids.